Molecule: messenger RNA, 2550 nt
Organism: Scedosporium apiospermum
Lineage: Eukaryota; Fungi; Ascomycota; Sordariomycetes; Microascales; Microascaceae
Product: DUF455 domain-containing protein
Exons: 2
Coding region: 1-2550 (849 amino acids)
Biological process (GO): protein K48-linked deubiquitination
Cellular component (GO): cell periphery; cytosol
Molecular function (GO): cysteine-type carboxypeptidase activity; K48-linked deubiquitinase activity; cysteine-type deubiquitinase activity
Source: RefSeq, a predicted model, not a curated record
AUGAUCAGCGCCGGCAACAACAACCAGAGUGAUACGACCGGAAAUACGCCUGCAUCCCUCCGGCCUGGCGGGCCGGGUAUUGUGCAAGACCCGAAUAUAUGGGAGGAUGCCGAUCUAAGGCAACCACAGGGUGGGUCAAGCCACCUCGAUGCACCGCAAACGUUCGCACCCUCAAGCUCGCACGGGAGCGAGACUAAUCCCUUUCUGAGAAAGAUGGCGGAGGAAAAGACAGGUAGCAGCACAAACACGUCGGCGCCGAGUGGUGCGUUCGACAGGUUGUCACUCAACGAGCCCAGCAACAACCCGUGGGACACUUUACCGUCUACAAACACUGGGUCUAGCGUGGUCAUAGGCCAUGGCCUAGAUGGCACUAAGGACCCUUGGGCAAUGGACGACCCCGCGCGACAACCCGCUGCAGUUUCUUUGUCCAGUCAGCCCACUCUCACGGCUCCUGCGAACGAUGGCGAGGAUCUUUUGAUAUGGGCUGAUGAACCUACGCGUCCGCCCAAGCAGCCCAUUUCCACGCCGAGCAAGAUCGACGACGACAAGGUAGAUUCAGAGAAGAAUGUUUGGGAUGAUGGUCUCAAACGCACUCCGGCCGAUACUGGCAAGGCGCCUGCUGUGCCGGAAAUUAGGACAGAAGAGCCGUCUGAGGAGUGGGAUAUGAUCUUUAAUGACUCAAGUGCCAGAGACAACAGCACACCCCAAGACCUGUUAACUUCGAGCACAACACCGUUGAGGGAAACUACCUCAGGCAAAUCAGUAGCUCCAUCUCCAGAGCCGACAACGAGCCAGACACAGGCAUAUGUGCCACCACCUAGACCCCCUCCGAGGACUACGGGAAGGGAAGUGACGGAGAUGUAUCACAUUAAGUCGAUAAACUGGUACGACCACAGAGCGAGUCGGAACCCCAGAACGUCUCCCAUAUUAGUCCAGAACGCCAACGGCCCCUGUCCUUUGGUCGCGCUGGUCAACGCUCUCGUUUUAACUCACCCGCCUGAAAAUGAAGAUACCCCCAUCAUCCAGGUCCUCAAAUCUCGCGAACAAAUUAGUAUAUCACUACUACUUGACGCGGUCGUUGACGAGCUCAUAUCUAUACCCCGGCAAGGGAGUGGCGAGCUCCCCGACAUGACGGACCUCUAUAACUUUUUGAAGGGGCUCGAUACAGGCAUGAAUGUGAAUCCUCGCUUCAUCCCAUCCGAAGACGUUGCCGAACGUAUAAAAGCCACGUACCUAUCACAUGUACCCGCAUACGAGAGGGAUCAGUGUAUACCUGGAGUGUUCGAGGCGACGAAGGAAAUGGAGUUGUACGCCACCUUCGCUAUCCCCCUGGUUCACGGAUGGCUUCCCAGCUCGAGCGAGCUCGUGUACGACUCGCUAAAACGACGCGCCACGUCGUACGAGGAGGCGCAGCAUCUCCUGUUCCUAGAGGAGGAGCUCAACGAAAAACUAGAAAAUCCAAAUUCUUCAGGUCUCACGCCGGAGGAACAGGUACUCUACCAAGACCUAUUGAUCAUCAAGACGUUCCUACAUGGCUCAGCAACGCAGCUCACGCCGUGGGGCCUCGAAGUCCUUAGAAAGGCGAUGGAGCCCGGUAUGGUGGCCAUCUUGUUCCGGAACGACCAUUUCUCUACCCUCUACAAGCACCCGAAGACGCUGGGGCUCCUCACUCUGGUGACAGACGCAGGGUAUGCUGGCCACCAAGAGGUUGUGUGGGAAUCUCUGCGCAACGUCAACGGAGACGUCGAGUUUUACUCGGGCGACUUCCGUAUCGUCAGCGGCGCCGAGACCGGUAGGGGUGGUCAGAACGUGCCUGGAGCUUUCCCCGGCAGCACAGGUGAGGGCGACUGGCCCACUCCCGGCGCGUCGUCAGACAAUCAGGAAGGUUGGACGACAGUACGCGGUCGUGGUAACGGUGGGCGGCACGACGAACCACAGCGGUCCCUGAACCUCGAGCAGGAGGAUCAGGAUUAUGCUAUGGCUUUGCAGUUGCAGGAGGAAGAGGACGAGAGGCACCGCCAAGAGCAGGAAGCUCGGCGGCAGCAGGAGCGGAGGUUCUCCGAGCGUGUCAUGGAGCAGCAGGGAAGACACAGGCCGGAACCGUUCUCUAACCGAAGCAGUCUACCAGCUAUCCCUAACCGAACUAGCGGCCUCCGACGACCCAGCGGCGCUACCACGACGACGACACCUUCUCAGCAAGUGGUACGACCUCUGGUCCCUCCCCCAGGAACCCCCGUCGGCAGACCUGCCGUCCACCGACCGGGAGACGCCAGCGCCGACGACGCGCCGCCUUCAUACGAUGAGUCGGCCAACGACACGCCGUUUCGCCCGCCGGUCGGGCACCCCAGCCACCCUAGCAGCGUCCCUGGCGGCGUCUCGCAGCAGCAAGAGUCUUAUGCGGGCCCGCGCCGCUCCAGCGCCGCCAUGGUGGCCUCUUCCUCUUCUCCCCGCCCCCUGCAACCGCCGAUUCAGAGACGACCCGUACCGCCAUCGGCUAUCGCCGGCAGCUCGAGCGGGUCAACGAGGGACCGUGAUUGCGUGGUCAUGUAG